This is a messenger RNA of Xenia sp. Carnegie-2017, 1137 nucleotides long. RefSeq names its product U2 small nuclear ribonucleoprotein A'-like. The transcript is spliced from 7 exons. Lineage: Eukaryota; Metazoa; Cnidaria; Anthozoa; Malacalcyonacea; Xeniidae. The record is from RefSeq and is a predicted model, not a curated record. The coding region runs from base 184 to 678 and encodes 164 amino acids. Gene Ontology annotation, biological process: mRNA splicing, via spliceosome. Gene Ontology annotation, molecular function: U2 snRNA binding; protein binding. Gene Ontology annotation, cellular component: U2 snRNP.
CUAAAACGUGGUCGAAUAUUAGAAAAUUCAACGUCUUGGCCCGCGAAAAUAGUAAAUAAUACGCAAAAUAUCUUUGGAAGCCUUGAUUAUACGAUAUUUUAUUGUAAUAUUUCAAAAUUUUGAGGGAGAAAAACCACAAGCGAGUGCUUUUGACCCACCUGUACUUCGAAGCCUGAAAUAAUCAUGAAAUUGACGGCAGACCUCAUACUACAGUCGUCACAGUUUACAAAUGCUCUCAAAGACAGAGAAAUUGAUCUUCGAGGAUACAAGAUUCCAGUAAUAGAAAAUGUUGGAGCAACUUUGGAUCAGUUUGAUACAAUCAACUUUUCCGAUAAUGACAUCAAGAAACUGGAAGGUUUUCCUCUGUUGAAAAGGCUGAAAAGUCUCAUAAUGAACAACAAUCGUGUCUGUCGAAUUGGCGAAGGAUUAGCAACUUGUCUACCAAAUUUAGAAACAUUAGUGCUGACGAAUAACAGUAUGAAUGACUUGAGUGACUUGGAUGCAUUAAAAAGCGUCAAAACUUUGAGAUAUUUAAGUUUGAUGAGAAAUCCAAUUUUGAAUAAACCCAACUACAGAUUAUACGUCAUACACAGCUUACCACAAAUAAGAGUUCUCGAUUUUCAGAGAAUAAAAUUAAGGGAACGUGAAGCAGCUACCAGACUGUUUGAGGAAAGUUGAAUUUUUGUGAAAGCUCAUGGUACAACAAGGCGUCACCCAAGAAAGAUUGUUAUUCCUUUCAGCUUAUAAGUCUUGUAAUUUUAAAUAUCCUUCUUAACAUCCAUGUGAACAAUAUUGCUCUGUUUAGCGUCAGGAUUGUGGCUGAAUAUGUGUUGACGGAUUGACUUAGAUAGGAAUAAAUGUGAAAUUCAAAGUAUUCAUCUUUUUUUGUCGUAGAUAUAAUUGUAUUCAUGUUGCAAUGUUGAAUCCAUUUUAGUCGAAUUGGCGAAGGAUUAGCAACUUGUCUACCAAAUUUAGAAACAUUAGUGCUGACGAAUAACAGUAUGAAUGACUUGGUUAGUAAAUUUGAUACUGUAUACGCUAUAGCUAUUUGCUUGUGGUACCAUAGGAAAAGUUGUUUCUUUUGCGUUGAUAUGUUUUAUAUGCAGAUGAAAAUUGUUAAAGCUUUUUAACAAUUCA